UAAACGCCCCACCCGGUGGGCCUCGAGAUAACGGGACCCUCUUCAGACUAGAAGAAACUUACAAUGACGCACAUUCAAAUGAAGAAUUUCAUUCACAUCUUGCCGGAGUGCGGACGAGGCAUUCAGAGAGACAGUUAAAACCCCAUCGCAUCUAUGGCUGAAAAGAAGUCCUACAUGUAUUAUAUUGGCAAGAAAGAGGACCUCAUUCAGGCCAAGAGAACGAGUGUGACUCUGGGCGGAAGGGACGUACUCAUUAUAUAUCAUCAAAGAACUUUAUUUGCAAUGGACAUGCAAUGUUACCAUGCUGGUAGUGCAUUGUUGAACGGCGAUAUUGAGGAAAUCAACAACAAGCUCUGCAUUAUAUGUCCAAAGCACAAGUACAAGAUCACUCUUGCAGAAGGUGAGGGGUUAUACAGGGCCAAAAACCCUGCAGAAAAAGUCCCUACCCCGCGGUGGUAUUCCAAAGGCAUAAAGCAGAGAGUGCACAAGGUGACGGAGGUGGAUGAAGAUAUUUUUGUGACGCUGUCUGAUUGCCCCGGGUGGAUUGAGUCAGACUAUUAUCAGACAGAGAAGGGCAGGGCCGAGCUGAGGAAUGCAAAGGAAUCGGAUGGCGAAGUUGCAGAUGCAGAUGAAAAUGUUUAGUCUGGCAGCAUCAGUGAGACAAGAGCUUCAGAGAUCCUAAGGGAACUGCAUAGAUUAAGAUUGAUGAUUUCAAAGUCAGUCUGCAUGAAUAAAAGUGCGAUAUUAUAUCAUGAAUCAAAAUGAUAAUAUGCUCCCCUAUUUAUUUUUGUAUGUGUCAAGAUUCUCUUUCCAUACCUUCAUGAAUCAUUAAUUUUUUCCAGAGAUUGUCAUAGUCUUUGUUUUGCGACAACCCUGUUUGAGAAAGAGAUAUUUUGAACAAUUCAUACAAUUGUAAGAUCUAAUUAUAAGUCAAUUGUAAGCUCAACCUGUAAAAUGAAGAAAGUGAAGAUGACAAUGGACUGUGUGCAUAUAAAUGGUUGUUUAUGUGCUAUUUUUUACUUUCUAGCACUGGUUUCCUCAAAUGAAUAUAAUAAAAGUUUUUUUGA
Messenger RNA from Xyrauchen texanus (razorback sucker), 1067 nucleotides. It is a transcript of the gene rfesd, whose product is annotated as Rieske (Fe-S) domain containing. The record is from RefSeq and is a predicted model, not a curated record. The transcript has 4 exons. Lineage: Eukaryota; Metazoa; Chordata; Actinopteri; Cypriniformes; Catostomidae. Bases 154 to 642 code for a protein of 162 amino acids. Gene Ontology annotation, molecular function: 2 iron, 2 sulfur cluster binding.